CAAAUUUACUAUGAGUACGGGCAUCAUCGCGACGCUACAGGAUCCUGAGAAACGCAAAAUGUGGCUGGCCAACAAUAUGGACAACAUACGCUUCUGGGGUAUCUUCUGCCUGGUGGGCUUGGUAUUGUUCUAUGUCUCCUCCGAUUGGGACUUUUCAGUGCUUCUUACGAUCAGCUCUAUGAUAAGUAUGUUCUCGUUUUUAAUGGUAGUAGUGAAAAUAGAAACGUCCAAGUCGGUCAGUGGAGUUUCACUGAAGAUGUUCGAAUGCUAUACACUAGUCAGCGUUUGCAGGCUAGGGUCCAUCAUCCCUUUUGACGGAUACCUUCCCUACGACCGUUCCGGAGAUUGGCUAUAUCGACUAACAGAGGUUAUCAGUCUCUGUCUAGCAAGCACUGUUGUAUACUUCUGCCGCGUUCGAUACAGAGCGACCUAUGAGGCCGGAGCUGACACCUUGAAACACGUGUACCUGAUGAUUAUAGCGCUGGUCUUGGCCGGGAUAUUUCACCCGAGGCUCAAUGCCUUCAUGCCUGCCGACAUUGCGUGGGCUUAUGCGCUCUAUCUUGAAUCUGUUACAGUGUUACCUCAGCUGUUCAUGUUCCAGAAGCAAGGAAAGGUCGAAGCCUUCACGAGCCACUUCCUUGCUGGCCAGGCUCUGAGCAGGGUUUGCUCCUUCAUCUUCUGGUGGUCAUCCUAUAAGGAGUUGAACGAUCAUAGGCAUCCUAUCAAGGCUUAUGUUGGGUAUUGGGUGAUGCUCAUGCAGUUGUUGCAGUUGAUUGUGAUGGGAGACUUUAUAUACCACUACAUAAACUGCCUCCGUAAGGGUGUUCCGGUCACACAUAUCUUGAGCGAUGUUGUAUAGUGCUUCACAACUACUACCACUAGUAUUCGCGGUUUACGGCUAAAGUGCUUCGGUGGGUGACAGAAUAGCAUUAAC
This is a messenger RNA of Perkinsus marinus ATCC 50983, 934 nucleotides long. RefSeq names its product ER lumen protein retaining receptor protein, putative. Gene Ontology annotation, biological process: protein retention in ER lumen. Lineage: Eukaryota; Perkinsozoa; Perkinsida; Perkinsidae. The record is from RefSeq and is a predicted model, not a curated record. Gene Ontology annotation, cellular component: membrane. Bases 11 to 859 code for a protein of 282 amino acids. The transcript has 9 exons. Gene Ontology annotation, molecular function: ER lumen protein retrieval receptor activity.